Linum trigynum is the source of this 3159-nucleotide messenger RNA. The record is from the annotation of a GenBank genome assembly. Lineage: Eukaryota; Viridiplantae; Streptophyta; Magnoliopsida; Malpighiales; Linaceae.
CUUGCGAUUUCAGGUGUGUUUCUUGUUAACUGCUCUUUCCUAGAAAAUCGAACUGUAGAUUGUAGGACCGAGAACUGUAUUUGCGUGCAUGAUUUAGAAUAGGGUGAGGGAUGCUUUGAGUAUGCAUGGUUCAAUCUAUGGUGUAUGUGCUGCCCGUGUAAUUAAUGUGGUUGGUUCUAUGGUUCUUGCCUUGAUUCCGGUUGAGUUGUUUGCGAUUCAACCGUCUCUGCUUAAACUGCUAGCCUAGGUGAUCCUUAGGUGUGGGGGAAGUAAUGAACACAUACUGUUGGUCCUGACAAGUUUUUCUUGGCUCCACCUUUGGUUUGCUAAUUUUGCAGGAACAUGUCACUAGACCAUCCAUUUGUGCAGGACCUGCGCCUGCACCGGGAUUACGCGGAUCAGUUCCGCAAGGUCAUCCGGGGGAAACUGGAGCGCCACUACCAUCUGGAGUGGGUUGUUUUCGAGCAGCUCCACUGCAUACAGGAGCUCUCCUCCGCCAUCAGCCACCGGGAUUGGCGGAUUUUGCUGAAGAUCGAGGAGCCCGCCUACACCGAGCUGGUGUGGGAGUUCUACACCACGUUUCAGUACCUCCCCAAGGCGGCCCGGGACUCCUACGCGGUCACUUUCAGGCUGGGAGGCCGCCAACAGCAGCUGACUAUAGAUGGGGUGGCCUCCGCCAUGGGGAUCCAGUAUCACCCAUCCUCCCGCCACGAGAUCGAGGUCCCGAACCCGACAGACUGGUACAUGGAUGAGUUCUACCAGCGGAUUGCCCGGCGCACCUAUGCGUUCGACUACUUCGACACUGGCCAGACAUCUGUUCGCACCCUGAAGCCGCAGUGGCACAUUCUGAACCUGCUCAUCACCCGAUUCGUCGUCCCCAACGUCACUGGCUCCCACAAGAUCCCGAAGCGGGUACUGUACGCCAUGUACUCGAUGGGGGACCCGGAUCACAUUCUGCAUUUGGGUUCCUUCGUGGCUACCACCUUCUCUCGAUGCCACGGGAAGCCCAACCAUCUCUUUUGUGGUCCCCUGAUCACCCGCUUGGCGCGCCAUUUCGACAUCAGCUUCGAUGAACUCACCGAUUCUACUGCCCGGGGCGGCUCUGCCCCCCUCAGCCGGGACGUGCUUCACAAUGCACUCCUCCUGGCCACUGACGGCACCCGUUCCUGGGUGGAUGGGCUCUCCAUGCCCCCUGAGGAGGAUGCGGGCCUCGAUGAGGACGAGUAGGAUGCUGAUUACACCGUUGAGGAGGAGGAUGAUGAUGAUGAUGAUGGCGGGGCCAUGGAUGCUGAUGAGCCGGAACCCCCACUCUCUCCAGCAGGGGACCUUCGGCCACGACGGAGACCAGGGAGAGGUGAGUCCUCCUCCGGUCCUUCUGGUCCGUCGGUGGCUUCUGCCCGUCGAUGGACUUUUUCACAGAGCAGUUCCAGUAGAUGGGGAUCCCGUUCCAGCAGCUCGGUCUUCAGAACCGGCAGCUCAUGGACCAUCAGGUCCAGUUCUACCAGCAGUAUUCGGCCCACCAGGCCGAGUACCAGUCCAGGCUGACAGUUGUUGACGAGCGCCUUGGCCGCUUCGAGACCCAUAUGGGAGUCACGGGUGCUCUCAUCGAGCGGGAGAGAGAUCGAGGCCGCCGAUUAAUGGAGUACUCGGAGCACCUGCUCUAGGCUUGUCACCCACCAGAGGAGCACCAUUGGACCACCCGGUGGGAUCAUUCACCACCACCACCACCGGCGGAUGGGGACGACGACCUCAUAAACCAGAUCGACUUCACCGGUCUAGGAGGCCCCUAGUGGCAUGUUUUGAGUGUUUUUGUUUUUGUGCGUGCAAACUGUCUUGUGUCGGUUUAGUUUCUCUCUUUUUAUUUUGGAUGUUGUACUAUUGGGCUGACCAUUGGACCUAACGUAUUGUGUUUGAGCUCUUUGGUUUCCUUUAGCUGUGCUUGUUCUUGACUGGUCCUCUCUCCAGUCCGCUUCACUCCGACUGGUCCGCUUCCAGUCUCCUGCAGUCCGUGCACACCGGUAACAUCGUUCCCCUUAUCUUUCCCUCUUCUCCAUUGAGGGCAAUGUCGAUCUUAAGUGUGGGGGGUGUUUCUCUUUUGAAUACAUUAGAUCUGUUUGUGUGUGCUUGGAGCCUAGUCCACUGUCCAAAUUUUUAAAUUUGAGGGCUCCAAGUACGUGUUCCUUGCAAUUGCCUACUCAGUAUGCUUUGAAUUGACAGUCUCUAUAGUAAUGUGCAACCUAGGGAGGUAGUGUAGCACUAUGGAGGAUGUUCAUGCAUUUAAGAAGUCUCUUUUCUUCUUCAUAUUGUGUUGGUUGAUUGUGUGAAUUAGUGAUCUUAGGACCCUUGAAUUGUGUGGUGAUGUGGACUCUCUACCUGUCAUGGACUCCUGUAUCAUGUUUUAAAAUAAAAGGUGCUCAAAAAUGUGCUUUAAAAUAACGUCUCCCGUGCGAAUAGGGCGAAAGUGUGUAAGGGGAGACGGGAAUCCGUUCCCAAUUUCCACCUACUACCUCCAGCCCCCUUACAUUUCUUUCCCUCACAUGAGGCUCGAGACAUCCGCUCCUGGCAUGGCUGGUAAGAGCCGGGCUCCCGCAAAACCUCUGCUAGGCGGGAGCCCCAUUUUUUGAAAAACAGGUUGGAAUCCUUGAAAAUAAAAAUAAAAAAAAAUAGAAAAACAAGGAAAAAAUGGGUUCCAACCAUCUUCAAGAAGAAAAUAGAGCACCUUAAAAAUGCGAGUCCAUGAUUUUUUGUUUUUAAGAGUCCAUUCGUCCACGAUUCAUUUGUCCUCUGAUCACUAUUUACCAUGAUGCCGACUCAAGACUAGCGUUCUCGCCGAAGAAGCUAUGAGAUGACUUGUGCGUCAGUUGACCUCAUAAGCUGCUAAAUGAUCUAAAAAAUCCUCUAUCGACGAUCGGGGUUGUUUGUUGCUAUAGAGGUCCGGAGAGUUGCAUUGGUUUGAGUUAGGUUUGCUUGGGGACAAGCAAAUGAUUAAGUGUGGGGGAGGUUGUUAGACCAAUAAUUACACAUGUUUUUACCCCUAUUCUUGAGCCGUUUGAGAGGUUGAUUCUCGUGUUUUAAGCCGAUUUCACGAGAGGUUGUGCGUUUAUGUCAUAUUUCAGGGCCCGGCGUUGGAAUGGAGGCUAAGAAACGAGUGAAGUUGGG